Molecule: messenger RNA, 975 nt
Organism: Kluyveromyces marxianus DMKU3-1042
Lineage: Eukaryota; Fungi; Ascomycota; Saccharomycetes; Saccharomycetales; Saccharomycetaceae
Gene: SAS2
Product: histone acetyltransferase
Exons: 1
Coding region: 1-975 (324 amino acids)
Biological process (GO): regulation of DNA-templated transcription
Molecular function (GO): histone acetyltransferase activity
Source: RefSeq, a predicted model, not a curated record
AUGGGAUCUACACCUGAGAAACGGCGUAGAUCAGAGGCUGUAGAGGAGGUUUAUGGGAUCCUUGACAAGCGUAAUAUACAAUAUGUUCAAUUUGGAUUGAACAAACGGUUCAGUACGUGGUAUGGGAGCAAUGUAUACUUUGGAAAGGACAAACGUACGUUGGGAUUCAAGGAAUUGAAUGAGGAAGGCUCUUUACCCGGGAGUCAAAAUGGACAUAUUGGGCAGAAUGAGACCGAUAAUUCAGAGUACUGGCUCGAAACAUUAUACGUAUGUGAGUACUGCUUCAGAUACACUGAUAUCGAACAGGAAUUGGUUAUGCAUGAGAAAUGUUGCACUUACAAGAACCACCCACCUGGUAAAAUAUAUUAUCGAAGCCCUCAAUACACGAUACGGCGAGUUAAGGGAUCUAAACAUGAGAACUUUUGUCAAUGUCUCUGCCUUUUCACGAAAUUGUUUCUCGACAACAAGUCGGUGUAUUUCAAGGUGAAGCAAUUUGAGUUUUACAUUGUGUACGCUACCAACAGUACGGUACCGAUGGCCUUCUUCUCAAAAGAUUUGUAUUCAUACCAGGAGAACAAUCUUGCGUGCAUCCUGGUUUUCCCACCUUACCAACGGAAAAAAUUGGGAACCCUCCUCAUAGAGUUUUCCUACUUAUUAUCUCGACGCCAAAAUAUAAUUUCUGGACCAGAGCUACCGCUAUCGCCCUUUGGUUUAAUUGGAUAUCUCAAAUUCUGGUCGUUUAGCAUAGUAUGGCAGUUGACCGAAGGUGAAUUAAGAGAUGCUGCAUACAUUACUAUUAGAGAGAUUUCAGAAGUUACAGGGUUCAGAAUAAGAGAUGUUAUCCAGGCUUUAAAGUACUUAAAAUGCUUGCGUGGUGAUGAAAUUAACCUUAAUGUCAUCAGAUCAUGGGCUAGGAGUAACAAAGUCUCACAAGGUUUUAUGAUUGAAAACGAAUAUGUAUUAUUUGAUGAUUAA